Camelus dromedarius (Arabian camel) is the source of this 501-nucleotide messenger RNA. It is a transcript of the gene APOA2, whose product is annotated as apolipoprotein A2. The transcript has 4 exons. The coding region runs from base 82 to 384 and encodes 100 amino acids. Gene Ontology annotation, molecular function: cholesterol binding; high-density lipoprotein particle receptor binding; lipase inhibitor activity. Gene Ontology annotation, cellular component: spherical high-density lipoprotein particle; very-low-density lipoprotein particle; blood microparticle. Gene Ontology annotation, biological process: high-density lipoprotein particle assembly; cholesterol metabolic process; high-density lipoprotein particle remodeling. The record is from RefSeq and is a predicted model, not a curated record. Lineage: Eukaryota; Metazoa; Chordata; Mammalia; Artiodactyla; Camelidae.
GUCCCUGCCUCCCCAGUCAGGCCAGGCACAGACGGCAAGGACAGUGACGCCGACUAGGCCACUUUCCCCACUGUUAACACCAUGAAGCUGCUUGCAGUGACUGUGCUGCUCCUCACCAUCUGUAGCCUUGAAGGGGCUUUGGUUCGGAGACAGGCAGAGGAGCCAAGUCUGCAGAGCCUGGUCUCUCAGUACUUCCAGACCGUGACCGACUAUGGCAAGGACCUGGUAGAGAAGGCCAAGGGCUCAGAGCUUCAAACCCAGGCCAAGGCUUACUUUGAGAAGACACAGGAGCAGCUGACACCCCUGGUCAAGAAGGCUGGAACUGAUCUGAUUAACUUCCUGAGCAAUUUCAUGGACCUCAAAACACAGCCUCCUGCCCAGUGAGAUGUCUAGACCAUUAUCUUCCAUCCCCAGCGGGCCUCUUGAAUACCAACGGGCCAGACCUAGAGCUCCUUUCCCCACCUAGUCCUUGUUUUCUACAAUAAAUACUGAAGGAGUCAA